Mycena citricolor is the source of this 2460-nucleotide messenger RNA. The record is from the annotation of a GenBank genome assembly. NCBI's taxonomy places the organism in Eukaryota, Fungi, Basidiomycota, Agaricomycetes, Agaricales, Mycenaceae.
CGAAAUCGGUGUUCUCUGUUUGCUGCUGCGUCAAACCCCAAAAUGGACUGUAUGCCGACUCUCUGCCUCCGGGCGCUUGUGCCUUCUUGCAAUCCUUCCGAGCGAGCAAGCAGUAUAUCUUGCUUGUGGCCUAACGUAUCACGAUGAGGGGGGAUCAGAGUUCGGAAGAGGGGUGGUCUGACUGAAGAAUCGACUGCAGGCUGCCUCGCUGCUCAGGGAUCCCACACCUUCCGACAUCCACGAUUCCACCGCAGGCGGUCGAAGGAAAUAGCCUCAAUGCCAGGAUUGGACGAGGCGGUGGGUACAACGCUCAUCGUCGCAAGCCAAUCCGCACUGGGUCGUGCCUCAGCUCGAGUGUGAUGAUGUCGACAACUUAGCUGCUGGGCGCGUCGAUGGACCAGAUCCUUCUUCUAGAGGUCGCAGUUUCCGGGGAGCCGCAUCGUUCUCGAAGUUUUAACGGCCUGGGAGUCGCCUGCGCUGGCAGUUGGCCCAGCAGGGAACGAUCUCGCUGUGAUCUUGCUGUCACCGCCGCAAAUCUGCUCGAUCCUCGCACCUGUACUACAACAGGAUGGAUGGUGUUCUUUCCCUCUGUCGGUAUACGGAAGAGGAAACCGUUGGCUGUCAUGCACGCACAGAAGAUUGUGGCGUCACGGAACGCGCCUCUUGUCCCUGACGGCACGGAAGUCACUCCCGCUAUCAGUCGCCCAGUCCCAUCCGGAAAUGAACAUCUUGUUCCUGCGUCUGCUAUUCAAUGCGACCUCGUAAUCGGCCCACGCUCGACCUUUUGCUCCUCGCCCGAUACGACGAAAUCGUCACGUGCUUUUUUGCCCAAAGCAGUCCAGCGGCUUCAGGGCCUCACGCGUAUGGCGGGUUGGUGGACUUGCGUAGCUCGGAUCGACCGGACGGUCUGCGUAGUGCCCGUCCGACUGGGGGAAGCGACUCGGUCGGAUGCAGGCCGGAAGAGUGGCGAUAACAGUUAGACCAGCACGAAGAUCUUUGUUACAGCCAGCGCCAUCGUGAGCAAGGAGCGGAUUCACCCUGGCCAGGUUUUCAUCCCUCCUGAGCAUGCUUUAGUCCAAAUUGCCGUCCCCGAGACCCUCGCCGAGGAAAUCAAGAUUCGUAUAGAGAAGUCGUUCGCUGCUGGCGAGGCGUACGACGCGAAACCUAUCCUUGGGUGCCGAUUGUUCAGUCAAUGUAAAGAAGCCACUUCCGGUGCCUGAGUGCAUCUGUGUGCCAGAGACGGGGAUUCUGUGUCCUGCCGUUUUCCAUGGGCUGGGUACCUCCGGUCAAAAUCUUGAAGACUGGCUAGUCUGUUCGCAGAAGCCCAUCAGCACAAUUGGACCUCGACAACUAUCGUGUCAAGCACGUAGACGCACCUGACUCCCCUCUCAUCCCCAUGACAGCGUCUUCCCUCCUCCUAAUCGUUGUCCAUGGCUCGUAUUCGACUUUCAUGGCCAGGAUCAUCUUGUCGGUCCGCUUCAUCUGUGCAGCGACCGAGUCGGGUUGUGCCGGCGGCUUGGUGCAUUCAAAGGUAGCGUAUCUUAUGUGGAUGCAUGAGCGGGCGAAGAUAUCUUCAAGAGUGGAGGAGCAAGUCAGGAUCCCGGUGCCCGCUAACGUUAUUGACGCCAAAUUCCAGGUUGCUGGCCGAUCAAGCAAACACGGGAGGUAUUCGAUAUUUUGCAUGGGGACGCCAGCAUUCCAGUCCCAACUCAACUCCAGCCAACAACGCACUCGAUGCAACGGCCGAGCGGGGCUGUUGUGCGCACUCUCUCGCGCUGACUCAGGAACCUGAUUAACUUUUUUGUCGCGUGGAGAAUCUCUCCCAGCCACGAAGCGGGACCACUGGCACUCUGCCAUCGAAAUAUUCGUAUAAGUGCUCUUAUCUGAGCCAUCGUGCCCCCAUUUUUCUUUCUUUCUCUGUGUGCAGACCUCAAUUCAAGACGUCUAGAACGAUGAAUCGGGGGUACUAUCGUGUGGCGUUUGUUCAGAUGACCUAUCUUGGACCCGUAGGCUCCUAUCCAGUGGGAGCGAGAAUGUCGUUCCUAAGCUGCACUUUCCCAUCCGCUAAGAAAUUUCUCCCUCUCGAGCGAGCCGUCAUUACCUCAGGGAAACCCCGGAAAUCACUUUCCUGCGCUGCCGGCCGUCCAGGAGAUUCUGCGUCGCUCAAGCAUGAUGCUUUUCGUUCACGCCUGAUCACCACUCGGUGAUGUCGAACGACGUUCCAGCACGCGAUGACGAAUAACGAACCAGCAUGCGAAACGGCUCACGGCGGUCCGCACCAGUCAAUCAACGCCUCAUGGGUCCGCGAGCAUCAGAACGGGUGGUGAUUUUGCUUUGCGCAGCUUCUCAUCCCAAUCACGAUCAUGCGCUUUGUACGUGCGCUUUGUACUCGUACUCGAUGUAUCGAAUGGUAGUACGUCCAGAAUGCAAUGAGAACGUCCAAUCGUCCGGUUGGUCCCA